This is a messenger RNA of Spodoptera litura, 980 nucleotides long. Its product is annotated as glutathione S-transferase 1-1. Gene Ontology annotation, biological process: glutathione metabolic process. Lineage: Eukaryota; Metazoa; Arthropoda; Insecta; Lepidoptera; Noctuidae. Gene Ontology annotation, molecular function: glutathione transferase activity. The record is from RefSeq and is a predicted model, not a curated record.
GUGUAACAAGGCUAAUAGCAUUGAGUCAAGGCUGGCCGGUUUCUGUAUGUAUAUUGUCAUCGACUGCCGCAGUUAUUAUCUACAUUGAACACGGAGAGCACGACUGACACAAAAUGGCUUUAGCUCUAUACUACACCGCUGGGUCCGCGCCAUGCCGUCUGGUCCUGCUAGUAGCGGCAGCCCUCAACAUCCAGCUGGAUUUGAAUCCCGUCAACUUGCGAGCGGGAGAACAGUUCAAUCCAGAAUUUUUGAAGCUGAACCCCCAACACACAGUGCCAACCCUCGUCGACGGUGACUUCUCACUUUGGGAGUCUCGCGCCAUCAGCAGAUACUUGGUCUCCAAAUAUGGCGACGAGAACAACAGCCUGUACCCAAGUGAUCCUCAGGCCAGGGCUGUAGUUGAUCAGAGAUUGGACUUCGAUUUGGGCACAUUGUAUCCAAGAUUUGGAGGGUAUUUUUAUCCACAAAUCUUCGGUGGAGCGAAGGCUGAUGAAGCUCUUCUGAAGAAAUUGGAAGAAGCUCUAGUGUUCCUGAACACAUUCUUAGAGGGCAACACAUAUGCUGCCGGGGAUAAGUUGACCUUGGCUGACCUCAGUCUUGUGGCCACAGUGUCUACGAUUGACGCUACCGGCAUCGUCAGCUUGGACAAAUAUCCUAAUGUUCAGAAAUGGUUCGAACUGGUGAAGACAUCGGCACCUGGAUAUGAUAAGGCCAACCAGGCCGGUAUUGAUGAAUUCAAAGCUCUGCUAGCUUCAUUCAAAGCAAAAACUGAGUUGUAAGUUCCUCAAUAGUAAUAAGUAAAACUUCGCAUUUAUUUAUAAAUUGUAAUACGUUAUCGCUUGUUUCUUUUCCAACUUUACGGAACUUUAGUUUCAGCUUUGAUUCAUUUAAUUCUAAGCGCCUACGAAUAUUUUACACAAAGCGACUGAAACCGUUAUAAUACUAUUGUAUUGUACUCGAAAUAAAACACUAAAAAUAUA